This is a messenger RNA of Caenorhabditis remanei, 750 nucleotides long. RefSeq lists its product as uncharacterized. The transcript is spliced from 6 exons. The record is from RefSeq and is a predicted model, not a curated record. The coding region runs from base 1 to 750 and encodes 249 amino acids. Lineage: Eukaryota; Metazoa; Nematoda; Chromadorea; Rhabditida; Rhabditidae.
AUGAUAAUUUCAAUUCAAAAAAGUGGGAACUCCGAUGGAAUUGCCGGUUGUCAACCCGAGUAUCAACACACCAGAAAAAAAAAGAAAUUUUGGAAGGAUCGAAUCUUGCCGAGGAUCCAAAAAUCGCUCGAAGUCGCUAAAAAUAUUUUCGUCGGGAACCUAGUCUUCAUCUUCGCUGUUCUCACCAUCUACAUGGUUCUGGUGUUGGAAGCGUACAGAGAGAAUCAGAGCUACAUUGGAGCAUCGGAAAAGAUUGAGGAAACGAAGAAAUCAUUUGGAUAUUCUACCUAUUAUGGUCUGGUGUUCGGGGUGGUUCUGGAAGUCAUAAGGAAUUCUCUUCGCCACUUCAAGAAGCCCCCAAUGCCAUUCUACGUCCCAACAAUUGGAUCCGUUAUGUCUCUGGUACUAAGUAUUGUUACUGUAAUAGUUGGAAACGUGGAUGACGCAGACUGGUUCAAACAAAUCGCCAUCGGAUUCAUUUACGGAAAGACGAUUGAGGUGACACUGUCUCGCUACACCAUCUGGAAUGGCUCUGCACAGGCUAUUGGAGCAUACAUUGCACUGCAUUUCGCCGUCCGAAUGGCAAUGAUCAUCGAAAACGCUGGAUUUGCAAACAGUGUGCAAUUGAUUCGGAUUACGAGAUACACGAUGACUGCUAUUGCUCUUUUCUGCGGAUAUCAGUUGGCAGCAGAAUCGGAAAAGUUGCAACGAGAGGUGUUUGUAAAAGAAGAUCAACGACACCGAGAAUAG